Manihot esculenta (cassava) is the source of this 1094-nucleotide messenger RNA. Its product is annotated as transcription factor IBH1-like 1. The coding region runs from base 406 to 936 and encodes 176 amino acids. Lineage: Eukaryota; Viridiplantae; Streptophyta; Magnoliopsida; Malpighiales; Euphorbiaceae. Gene Ontology annotation, biological process: regulation of DNA-templated transcription. The transcript is spliced from 2 exons. The record is from RefSeq and is a predicted model, not a curated record.
CUCUCUCUCUCUCUCUCUCUCUCUCUCUCUCUCUCAAACUUUAUAUCUAUGAUUGUUGUUCACUUUCUUGGAUCUCUGAAACGCUAGAACUUCAUUAUUCUGCAACUUGUCUCUCUCACAUAUAUAUAUUUAUAUGCUUUUCUUGGAUUUUGCAGUUUUUUCUUCCUCUUCUUCAAUAGAACAAAGUCUCUGAUCAGUAAUGUAAGUGUAAUUUCAGUCUAUUACUUCUAUGCAUGUAUAAUUCAAGCUGUAGUUAGCUUAUGUGUAGUCAUCCUCUUUCAAAACCUAACUUCUCUUUUCUCUUUAUUACCAUAAUCUCCGCCCUCCCUUUUCUUUGUCUUGAAAAGCAGCGGCAAAACAAGCCACAUAUAUGUUAAUCUGGGAAAAAUACAGAGUGGAGUAAAAAUGCGUGCGCCUCAGUCACUCAAGCAAGAAUUUCUCAAGAAAUGGAUGGUGGGUCUCCAGUUAUGUGAAUCUACAAACCAGAACAUGAGCAUCUUAGAAAGGAAGAAGGCAAUAAAGCUAUCAGCAGACAUUGCUAUGGCUUCAACAAGAAAUGGCAUGACUUGUUGGAGUCGUGCUUUGGUUGCAAAAACUUCAACAGAUUUUGGUAAUAAAGUCCUUGUUGAUAAUAUAUUGUUAGCUUCACAGUCUGAGAAGCUAAAAAACAAGAGAACCAUCAUUAGAAGAAAGAAGAUCUUGAGGAAGAGUCAUCGUGCUAGAAAAGCAAGAGGUGGCCGUGUAGUUGCUAGAUCUCUUGCAAAAGAGAUGGUGAAGAAAAGAACACAAGUGUUGAAGAGUCUUGUGCCUGGAGGAGAAUUUAUGGAUGAUGUCUCUUUGAUUGAAGAAACCCUAGAUUAUAUAGUAUCCCUUCGAGCUCAGGUUGAUGUAAUGCGUACUCUUGCUAAAGCCACAGAGCUGAUGAAUGGUAAAUAGGACCAUCAAUGGAGAAUUACCUUAUAUAUAUUAACUAUAUUUGUCUUGUUUAGUUUCUUUCUUUUUGGCAAGACUAGAUGAAGUGAAAAUGAGAAGCUGCUGUAGCUUAAGCAUGUACAGUUUAAGCAUAUUUAAGUUAAUCAAGUCUCUUUAUUUUA